Molecule: messenger RNA, 4383 nt
Organism: Truncatella angustata
Lineage: Eukaryota; Fungi; Ascomycota; Sordariomycetes; Amphisphaeriales; Sporocadaceae
Product: putative multidrug resistance-associated protein
Exons: 16
Coding region: 1-4383 (1460 amino acids)
Biological process (GO): transmembrane transport
Cellular component (GO): membrane
Molecular function (GO): ATP hydrolysis activity; ATP binding; ABC-type transporter activity
Source: RefSeq, a predicted model, not a curated record
AUGUCGCUCCUUGAAAACUAUACCAAGGUCUGUGGGGACGAUACAUUUGGCCCUACCGUGCCGCGGAUAACAGAAUGCCGUGGCGGGUUCGAUUUCACAGUCACUUUUGAAGAAAGCAUAUUGUCUCUUGGCCCAGCAUGCCUGCUUCUCGUCAUUCUUCCGGGCAGGCUGCUAUCCCUCUGGGGACGGACAUGCAAGACCAAGGGAAGCUGGUUGCAUAAGACGAAGUUGAUUGGUCUCGCGGUUCUAGGUGCUCUACAAGCUGCUCUCUUGGCUUUCUUUUCGACAACUCAAGCUAGCUAUCGCACCAUACUCAUUUCUUCCGGAACGCUUCAACUAUGCGCCAGUAUCCUCCUCGCCGUGCUUUCCCAUUGGGAGCAUCGUAAUGCUGUUCGCCCAUCCUUUUUGAUAUCAGCCUUCCUGUUUCUGACAUCAAUCAUGGAUGCGGCUAGAGCUAGGACCCAAGCUCAAAUUGAAGGACAACACAUCGUGGCCAGUAUCCUAAUAGCAAUUGUUAUCGCAAAACUAGUACUGCUUCUGAUAGAGACCAAAGAGAAGACACGAAUUCUGCUACCUGAGUUCUCUGAAACGUCAUCAGAGCUCCGUAGUAGCCUCUUUACUCGUGCUUUUUUCAUCUGGCUGAUCCCUGUACUGUCUGCGGGAUUCAAGGGUGUCAUUUCUUCCGAAGACCUCCCAGCCAUCAACGAGAAAUUGUCCUCUGAGGCACUUACUGGUAAAGUUGAAUCAAGAUGGAAAAAAGACGUUCCAAAAGGGUCUUAUGCGCUGAUGUUCGAUGUUCUUCUCAGUUUCCCUAAAGAGUUCUCUAUCGUUCUCAUCUCAAAUGCUAUUCAGGUCGGACUACAGAUUUGCCAGCCAACCCUGACUCAAGAACUAGUCACGUUUCUGGAGUCGCCAACGACGCCUAUGAAUGUUGGGUACGGCCUUCUUGGGGGGUUCUUCUGUAUUUCAAUUUUGAACGCGUUGCUCGUCCCUUGGGGCUUUCAUUUCUCAAAUCGACUCAUGAUAAAAGCUCGUGGCGCACUUGUUCCCAUGAUCUACUCCAAACUGAUGCAAUGCAGUGGCAGCGACGUCAACCGAUCAACAGCUUUCACUUUGAUGACUACUGAUGUGGAGAAGAUUGUUGAUACAUGGUGGAGGCUUCUGGAUCCGUGGACCUGCCUCUUGAAAAUAAGCAUUGGCACCUACCUCCUCUAUCGCCAGCUUGGGGCCGUUUGUUGCGUUCCAAUAAUUGUCAUAUUCUUGACAUUUAUACUGGUCGCAACCGUAGGCCUCAAAGUUCCGAGACAUCAAAACUCUUGGUUUCAAGCCAUUGAAGGGAGAAUCAACCUUACAACUCACGCUCUAGGCUCUCUGCAGUCAGUCAAGCUUCUUGGACUAUCUAGUAAAAUGGAGGCAAAAAUUGAAAAGAAGCGGGAAGACGAGUUAAAAACUUCUCAAAAGUUCAGGAUCACUAACUGUCUCGCAUUGGCAUGUGUGCUAAUUUCAACUGCAGCCUAUGCCCCCCAAAUUCUGGGGCCUCUCAUCACCUUCGGGGCGUACUCGAUUAUGAGGAUGGUCUCACAUCAAACCAAGUUUCCAGUGGCAACAGCAGUCACCUGCCUUUCCAUCCUCAACCUUAUAUCAACUCCCGCAAUGCAGCUCCUCCUUGCUAUACCAAUGGGAGCGCAAUCAGUUGGAAGCUUUGCUAGAAUUCAAGCAUUCCUUCAACUUUCUGAAACCCCUGUCCUGACAACAACGACAACUAGCAGCUCCAAUGACACUAAUGUCAUUAUGACUCGAGAGAAGAGUGCUGAGCGCGAUGAAACACAUGCAACACAACAUCAUCCAGAACAGCCUUGUGGACAAGAUUCAAAGGGUAGCGGACCUGUCCCGAUCUUGAGUCCAAAUCUCUAUUUCACGCCAAAUUCUUUUACUGCAAUUACUGGACCAAUUGGUUGCGGCAAAUCCACAGUCCUCAAGGGCCUACUAUCAUCGAACGAAGGACAAGAAUCGUGUGCGCUCCCCUCUAGAGACAUAGCGUACUGUUCACAGACACCCUGGAUCUACGAGGGAACCAUUCGCGAUAACAUCAUUGGUCAGUCCGAGAUGGAUGAUCCAUGGUACCAGUCCGUGAUUCAGGGUUGCGAGCUCGACGUGGACAUAGGUCAGGCACCGGAGGGUGAUGCUGCUUCUGUUGGUAGCAGAGGAUCGAAAUUGAGUGGCGGACAGAGACAACGAAUUGCCAUUGCACGAGCUUUGUACUCCAAGAAAUCGCGUGUUAUUUUUGACGAUGUCACUAGCGCGCUUGAUGGCCACACACUAUCUGCUGUGGCAGACAAGAUCUUUGGCAGAACCGGUAUCCUUCGCUCGAAGGGUACGUCUGUAGUGCUAGCUACUCACGCGGUGCAGAUUCUGCAGUUAGCGGACAAGGUCUUGUUGAUGGGCAAAAACGGUGAAAUCAUCGACUCGGGCACAUAUGAUCAACUUUCCAAACGGCACCAAUCAUUCGUGCAGCGUCAGGUGUCGGACUCCCCAAAACAACUAUCAGAUUCAGAAACUUCAGAUGCAGGCACCAGACUUGAAUCUAGUGUGGGAGAAUACCAGACUCGGCUUCAGACCCGGGUUGCUGACCUGCGACGACAGAAAGGUGACUGGAGAUCAUACGGGUUCUAUAUCGGCUCGAUGGGGUGGCUCAAUUUCCUCAUAUUUGUGCUCAGUGCUAUUUUCUACGUUUUAUUCAAUGCCAUCUUUGGGGUCUGGCUCACCUGGUGGGCAGAAGAUACGACUGACAGCCACAGUCUAGGGUAUUGGCUAGGUCUGUACGCUACUUGGGCUGCGCUGAUCGCGCUGGGAUUGCUAUUUACACCAAUUUUCUUCUUCACCAAGUUGGCAUCCAAAGCAUCCAAGACCAUGCAUACAGAAUUGCUUGUGACCGCUAUGAGGGCUCCAAUGUCAACUAUUUCGAGCACGGAAGAUAUGGGUUCUUUAGUGAACAGGUUUAGCCAAGACAUUAGGUUGUGUGACUGGCAAUUGCCGUUCAACAUACUAUUGACUUUGUUUGCUCUUCUUGCGUGUCUCUCAAGUAUCGGCAUUGCAGUAGCAGCCGUCCCGUACAUGGCCGUAGGUGUACCGGUGCUUGGAGCCGUCCUGUAUCUUCUCCAACUAUUAUAUUUGCGCACUUCGAGACAGUUGCGGCUUCUUGAAAUCGAACUGAAGGCGCCGAUAGUAUCUUUGUUCCUCGAUACAAUUCAGGGAAUUACCACGAUUCACGCUUUUGGGUGGAGUCAGGCAUAUAUGCAGAAGAAUCUUUCUCUCCUGGACUCAUCACAGAAGCCCUACUACCUCCUUUUCUGUGUUCAGCGGUGGCUAAUCCUUGUACUUGCACUCAUGGUGACAGGCAUUGAAGCAGUCGUCAUCGGACUGGCCAUCGCUCUACGAACAAAGGUCAGCGCCGGUUUGGUAGGCCUGGCCGUUGUCCAAGUUACGUCGCUAACAAAAGGCCUGAGCGAUCUUGUCAUGCAGUGGACCGAGAUGGAGACGUCUCUAGGAGCCGUGUCGCGUACCUACAGAUUCAGCCACGAUACACCGCGAGAGGAUCACUUUGGCGAAGGAACAACUACGCUUCCUGUUGAGUGGCCUUCAGGUGGCAGUAUCACUUUCGAGGGCGUCAGUGCGACCUAUGACCAACAAACGCAAAAUAACUCAAGUCUAGCCUUGAGUAAUAUUACGUUCGCUGUCAAAUCUGGUGAGCGUGUAGGGAUUUGCGGGAGGACGGGCAGCGGUAAAAGCAGUCUCUUGGCUGCUCUAUUACGCCUGCUGCCAUGCCACCAAGGACGAAUACUCAUCGACGGUGUCGUUAUUUCGAACAUGGACCCCGAGAUGAUUCGCUCCAAGCUCAAUUGCGUGACUCAAGAACCUUUUCUCCUGGAUGAAACGAUACGGGAGAAUCUGGGCCCCUGGGGCGCCCAAGUGCCAGACGAUGAGAUGAUCCAGGCCCUGAAGCAAGUCGACUUGUGGAGCAAAGUCGAAUCACUCGGCGGACUAAAUGCUCAACUGGAGGGUGAUUUACUCUCACAUGGCCAAAGGCAACUCUUCUGCCUCGCCCGCGCACUAUUACGGAAGAGCAGCGUGCUAAUACUGGACGAGCCAACAGGCCAUAUCGACCCCGCAACGGAUGCUACGAUUCAGCGACUCAUCAGAGAAGGGUUCCCAGGCCGAACGAUCAUCAUGAUCGCUCAUCGCUUGCAAAGCCUGGUCGAAUUUGACACAGUCAUGGUGCUUGAUAAAGGCCGUCUCAUUGAGAUCGGAGAGCCCAAAACCUUGCUUAGUGACUCCGCUUCAUCAUUUAGCGCACUUUUCCGUGCGGGUGGAAGCGAGAGCUAA